AGUCAAAGAGGAGACACUCUGUUCUCUGGUCACCCUCUCAGCAAAAUGGCUCAGGAUUAUUUGGGAUUCUCCUUGACAAGAAACAAUGCAAGAAACAGCAAUGGCACGGUGGUGCUUAACAACGCUGCAGAUAUCUCUGUCAUCGUGAUUUACUUCUUGGUUGUCUUGGCUGUUGGAUUAUGGGCCAUGUUCCGAACCAACCGAUCCACAGUGGGUGGCUUCUUCCUGGCGGGGAGGAGUAUGGUGUGGUGGCCGAUUGGAGCAUCACUAUUUGCCAGCAACAUUGGCAGUGGUCACUUUGUAGGCAUCGCUGGGACUGCUGCAGCCGGGGGAAUCGCCAUUGGUGGAAUGGAGUGGAAUGCUCUUGUAGUGGUCAUCAUUCUGGGUUGGCUCUUUGUGCCCAUCUACAUUAAAGCCGGGGUGGUCACCAUGCCGGAGUACUUGAAGAAGAGGUUUGGAGGACAGCGUAUUCGCAUCUAUCUCUCUGUGCUGUCCCUCAUCCUCUACGUUUUCACCAAGAUCUCAGCAGACAUGUUCUCUGGAGCCAUUUUUAUCAACCAGGCACUUGGAUUGAAUAUCUACCUUGCUGUCAUCAUGCUUCUAUUGAUUACCUCCCUGUACACCGUCACAGGUGGAUUGGCUGCAGUGAUCUACACAGACACCUUACAGACAAUCAUCAUGAUCGUUGGAUCGUUCAUCCUUAUGGGCUUUGCUUUCAAUGAGGUGGGAGGCUAUGAAAACUUCCAGCGGCGCUACAUGGAGGCCAUCCCCUCGGACACAGUAAACAUCAGCGCGAGCUGCUACGAGCCUCGGGAAGACGCCUUCCACAUCUUCAGGAACGCGAUUACAGGGGACCUGCCGUGGCCCGGCGUCGUCUUUGGACUUACCAUUCUGGCCCUCUGGUAUUGGUGCACGGAUCAGGUGAUUGUCCAGCGCUGCCUCUCCGCUAAGAAUUUAUCUCACGUUAAGGCAGGCUGCAUCUUGUGCGGCUACCUGAAGGUGCUGCCUAUGUUCCUCAUGGUGUUUCCAGGGAUGAUGAGCAGGAUCCUCUAUCCAGAUGAGGUGGCAUGUGUGGAUCCGAUUAAAUGUCAAGAAUACUGUGAUGCCAGUGUCGGCUGCACCAACAUCGCGUAUCCCAAACUGGUGGUGGAUCUCAUGCCUAAUGGUCUGCGCGGUCUCAUGCUGUCGGUGAUGAUGGCCUCUCUGAUGAGCUCGCUCACCUCCAUCUUCAACAGUGCCAGCACUCUCUUCACAAUGGACAUCUACACUAAGAUACGCAGCAGGGCCAGCGAAAGGGAACUCAUGAUUGCUGGCAGAUUGUUUAUCUUGGCCCUGAUUGGGGUGAGCAUCGCAUGGAUCCCUGUGGUGCAAUCAGCCCAGAGUGGUAAGCUCACUGACUACAUCCAGUCCAUCACCAGCUACCUCACGCCACCUGUCGCAGCUGUUUUCAUCCUCGCCAUCUUCUGCAAGCGUGUCAAUGAGUCUGGUGCAUUUUAUGGCCUCGUGAUCGGCCUGCUAAUCGGCCUCUCCAGGAUGAUUACAGAGUUUAUUUAUGGGACAGGCAGCUGCAUUAGCCCCAGUAACUGUCCCACCAUCAUAUGUGGAGUCCACUACCUCUACUUCUCCAUGAUCCUGUUUGUUGUCUCCUGUAUCAUCAUCGUGGGAAUCUCUCUCAUGACCAAACCCAUUGAGGACAAGCAUUUGUAUCGACUGUGCUGGAGCCUGAGGAACCGUACAGAGGAGAGGGUGGACAUCGAACAGGAUGAUUGGAUCGAUAACCAAGAGUCCAACGAUAUGGAAAUAGAAGAGCACUUGGAGGAGCCCGGCUUGUGCAAGAAGGCGGUGAUGUGCUUCUGUGGCCUGGAUCAGGAAAAGGCUCCCACGUUGAGUCCCGAGGAGCAGGCGGAGUUGCAGAAGAAGCUCACAGACACCUCCGAGGUGCCUCUAUGGAGGAACGUUGUCAAUGCAAACGCCAUCAUCCUCCUGUGUGUGGCCGUUUUCUUUCAUGGGUAUUUCGGUUGAAGAAACUCUGUUUGCCCCAAAUGCUCUUGGAUUAUUUCUAUUUAAAUGUAUGACUAAUGUACGACUACAUAUGUCAUGUUUCACAACCUUUUAAAAAGAGAAAUGGCAGACUUUUCCAAAUGGUAUCAUAAUUACUGUAUGAAUACCAUAAAGGUGCACACGCAUAUGAAAGCAUAUGCGUGUGCACCUUUACAAAUAGUUUACCAGUGUUUACUGCUCUGCUGUAAAUGUGGCGUCUGAAAGUAAACCAAACUAAUAUGCAGGGUGACUCACACGUGAUUACUGGAAAGUCCACUUUCACUGCAACUAGCAAGUUGUUGUUAAUUUUAUAAUGUAUUAGCUGGAAAUAUAAAUGCUAAAUUGUUGUUAAUGUGUUUACAAUGUUGGAUUGUUUUGAAAAGCGUCCUGGGUAGCAACAGACAGAAAAACUUGGCUGAUGUGAAAACAAAUGUAAUGUAAACAUGAUAAAUAUUUGUGCCAUACAUUUUAACACUUUAUCUGAAACAGAACCCUGGACUAAGCCCGA
Messenger RNA from Gasterosteus aculeatus aculeatus (three-spined stickleback), 2548 nucleotides. RefSeq names its product sodium/glucose cotransporter 1. Gene Ontology annotation, biological process: transmembrane transport; sodium ion transport. NCBI's taxonomy places the organism in Eukaryota, Metazoa, Chordata, Actinopteri, Perciformes, Gasterosteidae. Gene Ontology annotation, cellular component: plasma membrane. Gene Ontology annotation, molecular function: D-glucose:sodium symporter activity. The record is from RefSeq and is a predicted model, not a curated record.